AUGGGCGAACUUGACGAGCUCUUCAGUCGCCUUAAGAAUCAGUCUGCUGAGCGCAUGUCGAACUCCGGACAGUCGACGGCAUGGCCCAACCCUUCGACACAUCCACAUCAAGCACCAUCGGUGUCAUCACCAGUCUUCUCGCCACCUUCACACACACCAAACCCGGUUCACUCGUCCAGGAUCAUCAGUCCUGUGAACCCCUCCACUGCCAUGGGCACUCCAGCACCAUCAGACCAGAACAAGACCAACAACCUGCUGAACUUGCUCCGAUCCAGCAGUCACGCGGGGCAGUCUACCAGCUCGGCCGGUCCAAUGGCUAACCUCCAGAAUGUUGGUCGGACGCCGAGCAGCUCGGCAGAGCAGUUCAGCGGACAUGGUCGUGACGGCUCGCACUCUCAGCCACAGUUCGCACAAGAUCUGAUGGCAUCGCUACAGCAGAAUAAGCCAUCGAGCAACAUGGCUGCUUCUCGCACGACCACAGCAGGCGCUGAGAAGUCCGACGCCUUCGCCAACCCAUCUCACGAUUCCAAGCAAUUCCUCCUGAACUUGCUCAAGAAGCCUAGCGCGUCCGCAACUCCCACCCCAGCAGCCGAGAGCACGAAGCCUACCGAGCCUUCUACUAGCACGGCAUCUGUCGACAAGCUUGCUGAAGGCUUUGCCAACACCUUCAUCAACCCUGCUGAGGCCCGCGCAUCACGCGAGAGCACGCCUGCCCGUACGUUUGGUAGCCCGGUUGCGAAAGAGGCGCCGUUUGAGGCUCCUCAGCCAACCAGGCCAACAGCGUUCAACUACGUCAACCCGUUCGAGCAACUGCACUCAUCUUCGCCACUCAAUCGCACUCCACAGCCCGAAGCGCAGGGUAACGCGAAGAAGGUUGAGAUCCUCAAGCACGACCGUGAAGUCUCCUCGAACCUCAACGGCGAGUCAACCGCACCGGUAGCGAAGAGCCGGAAGAUUGAAGGAGGUCCUGGCUCACCCUCACCGGUGAAGGCUGAGGUCGGGAAGGGCCAGACUGUUUCAGAGGCUCUUGAAGACGUCGGGGAGACUGUCGAUAAGCAGGUCGAGCAAGCCUUGAACGAGGCCGAUGCACAGGACAAGGGUCAAGCUGGAAAGAAUACUUCGACUGCUGAGGAUGCUACCGUUAUCAAGAAAGAGCCGGGGACAGAAGAUGCCGUCGACUCAAGCUGGGAGAGCGCAGAGGACGAGGAGGCCGAGAAGGCUGGCGCGUUCGAAGUGAAGGUUUAUAACUUCCCCAUGAAGGCUUUCGUGUCCAUCCAGGUGAAGAGCAUGCCAUCUGCUCUUCCGGUUCGCCAGGACAGCCUCACGUUCAUCGCGCGUAUGAAGAAGGACUUCGACCAGAUCGAUCGCAACUUGGUGACGGCUAGCCAGUUCCACAUCGUUUACGCACCAACCUCCACGAAGAAGGCGCCCCAUCCAGGCCUGCGCAUCAUCCAGCAGGAGUUCGGGCAGCACAAGCACAUCUUCACUUCGACCAACGAACGUCUUUUCAACGUUCAAGUAUGCUCGUCCCCUCCUGGAAACGACAUCGAGACCGUCUUGGGCACUGGCGUCAACGGCACGAUCUUCUGGACUUCGCUCUCCAAGUCGCGCGGUGAGCUGUUCAAUGACGACGACGUGGAGGCGCAAGGCUUCAUUAUGCCGCCGGUUGCGACGCAAGAAGAGCAGACCUCGGGCUCCCCUGUUAAGACCAGGGCGAAGCUUAGCACUCGGCAUCCCGAGUUCUUCGCUGUGGCACGGGGGAAGCAGAUUCACAUCAUCGCACCCGAUACCCUCAAGAAUGCUGAGUACCUGAAUUCGAAGACCAAGAUGGUCAAGUCCGAGAAGUAUCUGGCUGAGCAUGGCUUGAAGAUUGCGACUGGCAAAGCUGGUAAAGACUUUUGCUUUUCGGAAGAUGACACAGUCAUUGUGAGCCUCGAUAAGAGCGGGCGCUGCAAAUUCUGGGACGUCCGAGAGCUCACCAGUCGUGUCAAUGACAUCUCGGACACGAAGCACGCGCCAAUCGAGUUGACCGAGCCCAUAUGGAGCAUGGCCGCGGCCGCAUCUGGAAGCAAGGCCGAUGAGAAGCCUUCGGUGUCUUCGAUCAUGUUCCUUGACAAGGAGAAGCCAAUGAUCAAGGGCAAUGCGUCUCGAUACCUUCUCAUUGGGUUCAAGCAGAACCACAUCCUCCAGCUAUGGGAUCUGGGCCUGAGCAAAGCGGUUCAAGAAGUUCGGCUCCCUCACGAGAAAGACAGCGACGGCAUCUGCAGUAUCACGUAUCACCCGAAGACUGGAGUCAUUGCAGUCGGUCACCCAACACGCAACAGCAUCUUCUUCGUGCACCUCAGUGCGCCAAUGUACAAGCUCCCUAACAUGAAGCAAGCGGAAUACAUGGGCAUACUCGCACGCAACGAUCCGAACUUCCCGCAACCAUCGAGCACUGCCAUUAUGAGUGGCUUGCGAGAGCUGUCGUUCGCGAAGGUUGGAGAGUUGAGGUCGGUCGACAUGCUACGGACACCACCACCCCACGCUGCGGACAUGGACAGUGUUGAUGCGCCGCUGUUCGAGCUCUACGCCAUGCACUCUAAGGGCGUUGUCGGCAUCAGCAUGAAGAAGGGAGAUCUUGGUUGGGACAUAGACAACAAGGUUAUCUGCGCUGUCGAUGCUCUCGAGGCUGGUGUCAUUGAGAUUAACUCCCUCAUACCCACGCCCGAGAAGUCAGCGCCGAGCGAGCAAUCAUCGGCCACUGAGAUCCCCAGCAAGAACUCGAAAGCCGCCAACAAGAAGCAAGAUGUGGCUAAAGGCUCACCGGCGCCUUCUAUCAAGAGCGAGACAUCAAAGAGAGCGCCACCUGCGAAGGAGGUGCUGAAGCCACCGCCACGCUCAACAACACCUGAUCGCGCAUCGAAGCAGGUGCCAGAAGCGCCGUUGCCAUCGCAGCCGCAAUCAACCAACCCGCCGUUGAUGACCGCAGAAUCUUACGCAAUGGCUGCUCACGGUGCCAAGUCCCCCAAUCGCGGUCGUUCGCCGGCUGGCGACCGGACCGCUUCUACUGCGACGUCGAAGACCGUCACUCCCGCCGCGCCGUCCGAGGACAGUGUGUCUGCGCCGCGCGUCUCAAGCGAUGGCGACCUCCAGGCCAUGAUCAAGAAGCAGUUCGAUGCCCUCUACCAGCGUAUCGACAACGACAAGCGUGUGGUAGACGCUGCUGGCUCGACCAAGCAGGAGGCUGUUCUACGCCUGGUGUCCAGCACGUUGACCGAGAACGUUGAGCAGAGCCUGCAUCGUAUUGUUAGCGGCAGUAUUGAUAAGGAUGUUCUGCCAGCGAUUACGAACGUCACGUCGAAGUCAGUUGAGAAGAAGCUUGGUGAGGCGCUGCCACAGCAGCUCAGCACGCACGUCACUCGCGAAGUCAAGGCGGCGGUGCCCCAUGCUGUGCAGGCUGCGCUCAAGGACCCGAACGUGCAGCGUAGUAUCUCGGACCAGGUCGCCACAAAGGUGCAGCAGCAGGUCUCACAGAUGCUGCAGCAACACAUGCCGAACAUGGCCAAGGAGGCGACGCAGAAGAUGGUCACCGACCUCGAUACCCGCACGAAACAGCAGAUCCGCGAGCUCGAGAACCGUCGCGUGAACGAUGUGGGCAAGAUCCACGAGCUUUCCGAGAUGGUUCGUGGCUUGACGGAGACCAUCCGUACCAUGUCCGAGCAGCAGACAGCUUUCCAAGAGCAGAUGUUGAAGCUACAGCAAGAGCAGUCGUCGGCGAGCAAAGCGAUAGAAGGUCGCAAUGAUGGAGCUUCCAGUCCUGCGGCUAAGGGCGAGGAUCCAGACGUCAAGAGGAUUUCUGAUCUACUCAGCAAUGGCCAGUACGAUGCUGCUACGCUUGAGUGGCUCCAAUCCUCCCGCCAAGGCGAGCUCUUCGACCUCAUCUUCGUCCGCGUCAACCCCCUCUACCUUGAGAAAGUCACCCCGCUCGUCGCCCUUUCGGUCUCCGCCGCCAUCACCGCCUCCUUCGGCUCGUACGUCGACCAGCGCCUCGAAUGGCUGCAGACGGUGCUCAACAACAUCGACAUGAACGACGAGGAGAUUCGCGAUGUCGCGGGCAGGAUCAUGGACGUGUUGAGUCAGCGGUUGCAGGGGGCGUAUAUGCAGGUUAGUGAGGAGUCGCCGAAUGAGGGUGACAGGUUGAGGAGGAUUAGUGCGCUGUUCAGGCAGGUGGCGGAGGUGAGGAAGUUGGCUGGUUGA
This is a messenger RNA of Saxophila tyrrhenica, 4239 nucleotides long. RefSeq lists its product as uncharacterized. The record is from RefSeq and is a predicted model, not a curated record. The transcript has 2 exons. NCBI's taxonomy places the organism in Eukaryota, Fungi, Ascomycota, Dothideomycetes, Mycosphaerellales, Extremaceae. Gene Ontology annotation, biological process: deadenylation-independent decapping of nuclear-transcribed mRNA. Bases 1 to 4239 code for a protein of 1412 amino acids. Gene Ontology annotation, molecular function: protein binding. Gene Ontology annotation, cellular component: P-body.